AUGACCAAGAGCACGGCCGACCCCGACUCCAGGCCCAACGAGCUGAGGACAGAGCCUGCUGCCAGCACAGCGUCCUCUGAGCUUGCUGCAACCUGUGACCAGGCAGCGGCCGAGGGCAGGGUGGAGGCUGACAUGACCCUGACUGAGGGCAUGGCCACCUCAAACAACCAGACUCAGGCCAUGCCACAGACUGACGCCAUGACUGCACGAACUGUGCUAGCCACGGUGAAGGACAUUCUACAGAGACUCACGUCCUGUGACACUGUGGAUGCCGAGCUGCAAAUGGAUAUUGUGAGCCUGACUGAAAAACACCCUGCUCACGUGGUGAUGAGCCUCCUGCACUGUGCCCCAUUGUGUGACAGAGCUGCCACACUGAUGUGGAGGGCCAUGGGCACCUCAGAAGUAGCUGCGGAGGAGGUGCUUCCAGCACUGCUCUCUGUGCUAGAGAAUCAGCCACCGUACGGCACGUUCUUCUGCAGCGGGGACGAGGCCGUCUUUGCCCUGGCUGCAACUCUGGAGCUGUGGAGGAUUGCCCCCAUGUCUGAGUGGCACUACGAAAUACUCCUUCAUUCUCCCCAGCUGUUUGUGGAUCUGCUCUUGCAAAUUUUCAUCACCACAGAGCAGAUGCCAGAGAAUGUUCAGAACUUCUGGAGAGUGUGCCAGGAGGAACACGGCCUUCCCAGUGACCCCAACAGGUUUGCAGCACAGACCAUGAAGGCUCUGCUCUCCCAGCUGGGCUUUGACAAGAAGCUGGUGGCUCUGGAGCACCUGCAGGUCUGGGACACCCUGCUCUGUGCCGACACCCAGCAUGAGGCAGCAGGCCUGCUGGCCAGGGAGAUGCGCUGUGGCUUGACCCCCUUGUGUCCCCACAUGGCCUCGCACCUGCUCAGCCUGCUCAUCGGGAAGCAGCCACGCUGGGAUCUGCCUGCCCUGGCGUUCUUGGUGGAGCUCCUGGAGUGUCUGGACUUGAGCCAACACGGUCCCAGUGCCCUGUGGGUCGUAUCCAGGCACCUGCCGAGCAAGUGCAGGGAUAGGCUGCUCCUGCAGAUCAGAGGCCUCGUGGUGCUCAGCAAGGAGCCCUCGCUGGGUGGAGAAAUAUGCAGCCUCUAUCAACAGCUGCUGGAGCAGCUGGCUGAUCCCGAUGCAGAGGUGGUCUGGAUGACCCUCUCUGUGCUCACGCAUGUGCUCCAGGACAAAGACCAUAAGAUACCCAGCAUCACCGCCCUGAAGCUGGCUGAGGCCCUGCUGCCACACUUUGACAAUGACAACAGCCAGGUGCAGCUGCUCUCCAUUCAGCUCUUCAGCAAGGUGAUGGAGCUGGUAGUGGAAGAGGGGGAAGAGCCUCUCACGAGAAUCGUGAGCCAGAGCCUGCUCCCUCUAUUCCUGCGCUGGCACGAUGAGAACCUGCACGUGGCCAAGGCCUCUCACGAAGCCCUGCUUUGUGCGGCACGCUUCCUGAGGAGGACGGACCUCGAGGAGCUGCUGACGAAGGAGCAGCGGAUGAAGUUUGUCCAGAGCCUGGUAAGGACACCCGGGAGCCCCAGCCGCAGGCUGGAGAAGCCCCCUGCCCCCGGUGCUCAGCGUGGGGGGCUGGCAGCUGUGUCCCUGCCCAGCGCCGCACCCGGGGCCGCCAGCCCGCGCCCCGCACGCUGCUCCCUGCCCUGGUCCGUGCGGGCCAGCUCGGCCAGUGCUGGGCACAGGGAGCGCCCGGCCAAGGGGCAGAGCCCGCGCCGAGCCUUCGCUCCCUGCAGCUGCUGCAGGAUGCGAGCCGAGCGGCCGAGCACCUGCGCUGGGCCCUGCCGCGCCUGCAGAGCCCGCAGAGGCCCCUGCGAGAGGUGGCAGUCAGGAUCAUCGGUGAGCCACAAGCCCGGCGUCCCUCCCCGCCUCCCGGCCCGGCCGCUGCCCCGGCAGCGGGAGCCGCGCCCGGGCGCUGCAGCCCCGCCCGCCCUCGGUGCUGCCGCUGCCCUCCCGCAGCCGUGCCCUCCCUCGGGCGGCAGCGUGCGGCAGGGCCCGGGCUGA
This is a messenger RNA of Passer domesticus (house sparrow), 2019 nucleotides long. RefSeq names its product maestro heat-like repeat-containing protein family member 6. Bases 1 to 2019 code for a protein of 672 amino acids. The transcript is spliced from 10 exons. Lineage: Eukaryota; Metazoa; Chordata; Aves; Passeriformes; Passeridae. Gene Ontology annotation, cellular component: cytoplasm. The record is from RefSeq and is a predicted model, not a curated record.